GCCCGCGAGGAGGGGGUGGCAUGGCGGGCAAGGAUGACACCGGAGUUCGACGAAGAAGUGGUGUUUGAGGUGAAAGCAGCUGAGGUGACAGUGCUGAUGAACAAUAGGAUGAGUUGAAACUGAGGAACUUUUCUCACAUUGAGAAGUGCAUGUUCAAGAACAUGUGCAGAAUUCCCCGCUAUACCAAUAUCUGCAGGAUUUGGGACACACAGAUUUUGAAGUAUGUUCCUCGGUGUCACAGAAGGCAGAGCAAUGUGCAGCUGCAGAAAGCCAAAGGGAGCAGACUCUGCGUGCUGCCCAGAAGCAAGGCAUCCUGUCAAAACUAGUUGAGUUUUUUAGAAGCUGGUUUCCUUUUCCACUGUAUAAGAAAAAUGAUGACAUACUUCACCGACUGGAUGUUGGAUUUCGAUUUGACACGCUCCGUACCAUCCUGCAACAGGAAGUUCUGCUGCAGGAGGAUGUGGAACUGAUUGAAUUCCUUGACCCCAGUAUCCUGUCUGCAGGGCAGUGUAAGCAACAGGAAAACAGACAGCUUCCAACGCUACGCUCCCUAGCAACUCCUAAUAUUUGGGAUGUCUCGCUGCUCCUUGCCUUUGUAAGUGCGCUGCUCAUGUUUCCUUCGUGGUGGAAGGGAUCGUCAUGGCUGCUGUGCGGGCCCCUGCUGCUCCUCUAUGCAGCCUCUAGGGCGUGGGGCACGUGGAGGACAGCCAGGCUGCAAAUGUCCCUGCGGAAAUGCUCUGUCCAGCUGGAAGAAACAGUGGCCAACAGCCGGGCCUUUACUAAUCUCGUGAGGAAAGCACUACGACUCAUUCAAGAGACUGAAGUGAUUUCCAGAGGAUUUACCCUUUUGCUUGACAGGGUCAGUGCCGCUUGCCCAUUUAAUAAAGCUGGACAGCAUCCUAGCCAGCACCUGAUCGGCCUGCGCAAAGCCGUGUACCGCUCCGUCAGAGCCAACUUCCGAGCUGCAAGACUGGCCACUCUGUACAUGCUGAAAAAUUACCCUCUGAACUCGGAGAGCGACAACGUGACCAGCUACAUCUGUGUGGUCCCCUUUAAGGAGCUGGGUCUGGGACUGAGUGAAGAGCAGGUCUCUGAAGAGGAGGCACACAAUCUGACUGAUGGCUUCAGCCUGCCUGCACUCAAGGUCCUCUUUCAGCUGUGGGUAGGGCAGAGCUCAGAAUUUUUCAGGAGGCUGGCGCUGCUGCUGUCCCCGGCCAACGCGUGCCCCGGCCAACGCGUGUCCCCGGAGCGGCUGCCUCACCACAUGCUGCGCGACGUGAGCCAGGGCCUCCCUCACACGCACGCCGCCUGCCUGGCGGAGCUCCGCAGGAGCUACGAGUUCUACCGCUACUUCGAAACCCAGCACCAGGCGGGCCUGCAGUGGCCGGCCCGGAGCAAGCAGCAGUGCAGGGAGCUGAACAGCCUGCAGACAGCGGUGCGCAGCUUGCAGCUGCAUCUCAAGGCCCUGCUCAAUGAGGUAAUAAUUCUUGAGGAUGAGCUUGAAAAGCUUGUUAGCACUAAGGAGACACCCGAGUUGACAACAGAAGCCCAUCAGGUUCUGGAACAAAAACUAAAGUUUAUUCAGCCUCAUAUGCAGGCAAGCAACAGCUGCUGGGAAGAAGCCAUUUCUCAGGUGGAAAAAAUGAGUGGAAGAAACCCAAAUAAAAAAGGCAAAAUUGAAGUUUCCUGUGACAACCUACAGCAUACUACCGUACCUUUAACACAGCCUGCCAUAUACAUAGAAAACAAAGAUCCAAUCCCUGAAGAGCAGGAACUGGAAGCAUAUGUUGAUUAUUCAGAUACAGAUAAUGAAUACAAAAGGGAAGAUUUUUACUGCUUCUCCCAAGAAGAAAGAGAGAGGCAAGAGCGAGAGAGACAGGAAUCCAAGAGGGUGUUACAAGAAUUGAAAUCUGUACUGGGAUUCAAAGCUUCAGAAAUUGAAAGACAGAAGUGGAAACAGCUACUAUUCAGUGAACAUGCUGCAGUGAAACCCUUGUCUCCUGUAGAACCAUUGAAGCUACUAAAUAAUGUGGAAUCACAUAUGAAUUCAGAUACAGAAAAGCAGGACUGCAGCCAAAGUUGUGAUAAAUCUGAAGAAAAAGACUCUAAUCCAGAAGUGAAUGCUGCUGAUAAAAGCAGGACAGAAUAUUUGUAUGAAGAUCCUGAGAUGGAGAAAAACAAAGACAGUGUUACAGGUACAGAUGUUUCUACGGGGGCUGAAGAAAGAAUGUAUUAUCAGUGUGAAGGGGAUGCUGAAGAGCUCAAGCCAAGCAGUGUGGAUGGAGUAGAGGCUUCACAGCCUCCCUCUAAGGAUGCAUUACAUUCAAAAAUCAAGGAUAGGCUGGCCCAGCUCCACAUAUCAACAGAUUUUAACUUCACGUCUGGUCUGGCUGCGCAAGUUGCUGCCAGAUCUUUCACUUUUACUACAAUGCAGGAAGAGACUUUUGGAGAUGAUGGGGAGGAGGAGGAGGAAGAAGAAAAGACACAGGAGAAUGAAGACCUUGUGGAGAACUGUGAAAAUGAAGAGAGAGGCUCUGAAAGUGAAGGAAAAGUAUAAGUCUGAGCUGAACUUUAUUAAACUAACAGCAGGCAGUUUGAUGAAAAAGAACAAAGGUGGGGGGUUGAAGGUGAAAAUACUGGAUGGGAAAAAAAGGAGACCUAAAUAUAAUACAUCAUGUUCCCUAAGACUGAUACACUAAAUAAGACUUCUAAGUAUAUUGAAAAUUUGCAGGUAAGAGAAGUUUGGGCUGCAUCCAAGAAAUAGAUGGCUGUCCCUUUUUAAGAUCCUAGUGACAGGGGUUGGAAUUUAACUUUGUGUUUUCUGUUUUAUUUAUUUAUAUUAUGACAUAUUGUAGUUUGUCAUUUCUAAAAAGAAGGAAAAACAAUGUUUUCAUUUACAACAGACUCCAUUUUUUUGCUCUCUGAUUCUUUUGUCAUGGUAUCCAUGUUUGUUCCAACAAAAACAGUCAGGACAUUUCUUUUGGAAGAACCUGAACUGUUCCCUGUGAUCUUCCCCCACCACUUUUGUUUCACUUCUUGUGUCUGCAGUGUGUUGGCUAAGCCAUGAUAGGUAUUUGUGAUUCUGCAACUAGUGAUGUGGCACCCAGCUAAAAUGUAGAAUUUUAAAUAAAAACUUGAAAGAGCUAGUA
Molecule: messenger RNA, 3149 nt
Organism: Passer domesticus (house sparrow)
Lineage: Eukaryota; Metazoa; Chordata; Aves; Passeriformes; Passeridae
Gene: VEZT
Product: vezatin, adherens junctions transmembrane protein
Exons: 13
Coding region: 611-2557 (648 amino acids)
Biological process (GO): cell-cell adhesion
Cellular component (GO): plasma membrane
Molecular function (GO): myosin binding
Source: RefSeq, a predicted model, not a curated record